Molecule: messenger RNA, 2813 nt
Organism: Anarrhichthys ocellatus (wolf-eel)
Lineage: Eukaryota; Metazoa; Chordata; Actinopteri; Perciformes; Anarhichadidae
Gene: mutyh
Product: mutY DNA glycosylase
Exons: 16
Coding region: 461-2050 (529 amino acids)
Biological process (GO): base-excision repair; mismatch repair
Cellular component (GO): nucleus
Molecular function (GO): oxidized purine DNA binding; 4 iron, 4 sulfur cluster binding; adenine/guanine mispair binding
Source: RefSeq, a predicted model, not a curated record
UUUUCUGAUUAGCUGUCCACCUUUUUUUAUUUGUGUAUUUUUUUAAAAGGUGAUCAAUUUGGACUUAACUAUCUUAUUAUUAAAAAAUGAUCUCUGUUACUGUCUAUAUGUCCAUUUUUAAUACAGUUUUACUGAAUUAUUAGACUAAUUACACCAAUUAUUAUUACUAUUAUUAUUUUCCACUUUUGUUUAUUUUUAAUAUGCACGAAUAAAAUAAAUGUCUUCUAAUCCAGUCGUAAUGAUAAUGAUAAUCAAUAACACAACCUUACACAACGCCUUUACGUUACUUUUAUUUCGACCCUCCCACCGGAGAUGACGUACAAUACACUUCCGCUGUGUCAUCUCAGCGGAUUGGACGAGCAGCGACCGUCCGUCAUUGAACGUGGCGGGAGCCAAAAUGAAUCCGUGAAGUGAACAAGUGCGCUCGUGCUGUUCGCAGAGAAAUGAAAUAAGUCGCUUCAUGCAGAGUUUGAAAAUGAGCCGGUUGCGUUCAGCGAUGCUUAAAGGAAAGAGAGCCGGACUGGAGGUGAUAGAAUCGGCAAAACCAAAGCAGAAGAGGUCAAAGAAAGCUGCGAAAGAAGAAGAAACCACGAAUGCCUCCUCACCAUCGCCCACAUACCACACCUUCCAUGCUCCUGCAGAUAUGCUGCUGCUGCGCUCUCAGCUCCUCAGCUGGUACGACAAGGAGAAGAGGGAGCUGCCAUGGAGGACUCUGGCUGUGACAGAGUCAGACCUCAACAUCAGGACAUAUGCAGUCUGGGUUUCAGAAAUCAUGCUGCAGCAGACCCAAGUUGCCACAGUAAUAGACUAUUACAACAAAUGGAUGAAGCGGUGGCCCACACUGCAGGAUCUUGCUGCUGCGACGCUAGAGGAAGUGAACCAGAUGUGGGCGGGUCUUGGCUACUACUCCAGAGGGAAAAGACUGCAUGAAGGGGCUCAAAAGGUGGCGUCGGAGCUUCAGGGACAGAUGCCUCGCACAGUGGACAGCCUGCUGAAACAGCUGCCUGGAGUGGGACGCUACACAGCUGCAGCUGUGGGCUCCAUUGCUCUCGGUCAGGUUACUGGAGCGGUGGAUGGCAAUGUGAUUCGGGUGCUGUGUCGCCUGAGGGCCAUCGGAGCCGACAGCACAAGUCCUGCAGUAACGGAGGCUCUUUGGAGUCAAGCCAAUACACUGGUGGACCCUGAGAGACCCGGGGACUUCAACCAAGCCAUGAUGGAGCUGGGAGCACGGGUCUGUACCCCCAAAGCACCACUGUGCAGCCAGUGUCCCGUACGCUCUCACUGCCACUCUUUUCGCAAGGUUCAUGUUAAACAAGAGAAAAACUCCAGGAAGCUCUUGGGGAAGCUGGACAGGAAGCCGUCCACCCUGCCCGACAUAGAAGACUGUAUGACCAGCGACACAUGUCGGCUGUGUCCCUCGGAGCCCUGGGACGACGACUUGGGUGUUCAGAACUUCCCCAGAAAGCCGGCAAAGAAGCCGCCUCGCGUGGAGCGAACUCUGACCUGUGUGGUGGUCAGACCUGGAGAGGACGGAGAGGACGAGUACCUGCUCACACAGAGGCCAAACAAAGGUUUGCUGGCAGGCUUGUGGGAGUUUCCGAGUCUUCUGCAGGGGGAGAAGAGCUCCGGGAUGAAGGAGAAGAGGGCUCUGUGUGCUCAGAUCAGCGGGUUACUGGGAACCCAUCUGACAGAAAGCCUCUUCCAGUAUGUGGGGGAGGUGGUUCAUAUCUUCUCCCACAUCCACCAGACGUACGUGGUUCACAGUGUGUGUUUGAAGGACGCUGACACACAAACACCGACUGAAAACGCACAGUGGCUCACCAGGUCCGCUCUUCAGGAGGCCGCUGUGUCCACAGGAGUGAAAAAGAUCGUGAAGCUUUGUGACUCUGUGGACAGUCAAAAGGAGCAAACCUCCAAGGGUGGGAAUAGGCAGAAGCACACCGGCACAAAGAAUAACAAGAAUCAACAGACCUCAAAAAAACCCAACUGCAGCGGCAGCAGACAGCUCUCCCUCAGUGCCUUCUUCAACUCCGUUAAACAGGAAUCUUGAUGAUAACGUAAGUGUCCAAAGGUUCUCCAGCGUGCUCACUGAAGUUCACCGUUGAAACACCGGUUGCAAGGUGCGCAUCACUGAGUAGAUUGUUCGUGUUGAAUGCUACAGACUUCAGUGUUUUUCUUCUUUCGAUCAUUAACUUUCUUAAUAUUUCAAGAUGGAGUCUGCGUGGCAAAGCGUCCUCUCUGUGCACCAGAGGAUAGUGGACAAUGGAGGUAUGAUGUUUCCUAAAUAAACAGUUCAUUUCGCUUUAGUUCGCAGUGAACUUGAAUCAAAUAUUGAAUUUAUAGAAGAGAUUCCCAAUCGAAAGAACAAGCCUGUUUGUGUGUGUGGGAGCUGCAGAUGUGAUGCCCAGCUUGUCUUCACAAUGACUGCUUUGUGGCUUGUCACGUGAUAAGCCAUCAUGCCACUUUUGUAAUGAUAGGGGAGGACUCUUUCAUUGUACUGCAAAACCUGCUUUCUUCCUCUGUAAUCGUAAAACGUUUUUCCAUUCACAAAACUGCACACAUAGGUCACCUGAGCUAAAACGGAACAAAACAAAGUACAAAAAUACUUGUAAUUGCUGUGCAGACUAAGCGAAACAAGUGUUGUAAAUCAGUGCUGAAAGUUUUGGGACAUCAAGGCAGCUCUUAUAAUUAAAAAUUCUAGCCAGAGGUGUGUCCUGUAAUACGUUUCAUUCAUUUGUGAAUGGUCCCUGACUCAAAGCUCUGUAAUGUUCCAGACAAGAGGACGGACCCAUGGCUGCUGGUCUACUCCCCCG